Messenger RNA from Closterium sp. Naga37s-1, 3495 nucleotides. The record is from the annotation of a GenBank genome assembly. NCBI's taxonomy places the organism in Eukaryota, Viridiplantae, Streptophyta, Zygnematophyceae, Desmidiales, Closteriaceae.
AUGGAGUGGCGUGGGUGCAAGUGGCAGGAGGAAGAGGUCCGGGGUCUAGGGUUUAGCAAGAAUAUUGAGGGGCGUGAAGCGGGGAUGCUGUAUGGCGUGGUGUCAGCAGCAAUAGCGCUGGAUGCAGUGAGGAGGGGCACGUGGGACAGCACAGCAAGGGCGUGUCUUCUUCCCUCUUUAACACUAACCUCUAUACCCUAUUCCCCCCCAACCUUCCCCAUCCAUUCGCCCCCCCAGGUGCUGGCAGGAAUAGCACUGGAUGCAGCGAGGAGGGGCGCGUGGGGCAGCAAGGGGGACUGGGGGAAGUGGCUGGCUGCAGGGCAGGGGGAGGAGGGGAAGGGAGAAUCAUCCAUUUCCCCCUCCCUCCGCACGCAAGCAUUUGACGCUGAUUGCCCGUGCUCUCUCUCGUGGCUCUCCCCCCUUUCUUUCCCACAGGCGUUGGCAGCAAUAGCACUGGAUACAGCGUUGGCAGCAAUAGCACUGGAUGCAGUGAGGAGGGGCGCAUGGGGGAGCAAGGGGGACUGGGGGAAGUGGCUGCAGGGCAGGGGGAGGGGAAAAGGGGAAGGUGGAGGAUCAUUCAUUAUCCCCUCUCGCAUGUCUCUCCCCCAUUCUCCCCAACAGGUGCUGGCAGCAAUAGCACUCGAUGCUUUGCUACAGCAGCACAGAGCGUUGCAGCAGCAGAGGGAGGAGAGGGAAGCAAAGAGGUCGUUUGCAGAGGAUCGGAUGAGGGAGAGCAACAAGAAGAUCAUGUGGCUGCUUCGCUGCACGCGCGCCCACUGCCGCUACAAGAAGGCGUUCACAUUCCCAUCAUUCAUGGAGGGUUGGGUCUGCACUGAUCAAAAUGCAGAGAGCAAGGUGGAGAAGGAAGAGGAUGAGAAGGCAGAUAGAGGGAAGGAAGCAGAGGGAGGGAAGGAGAAGAGGAAGGGGAAGGAGAAGGGGAAGGAGAAGGGGAAGGAGAAGGGGAAGGCGAAGGAGGGGAGGGAGAAGCUGAAGCUGGUGGGGAUGGACUGUGAGAUGUGUGAGACGUGGGAUGAUGAAGAACCCAUGGAGCUGACACGGGUCUCUGUGGUGGACGACAAGGGCAAGGUGCUGUUGGAUCGGCUGGUGCAGCCACAGAGGGAAGUCAAGUCGUAUGUGACUGAGAUCACCGGGUUGAAGGAGGAGGAUUUCAAGACGGUCCAAUACACGUGGGAGGACGCACAGCGUGACGUGGCGGCGCUGCUGACACCCAACACAGUGCUGGUGGGGCACCACGUGUCUGGUGACAUGGAUGUGCUGAAGAUAGACCAUCCAUUGGUCAUCGACACAUCGCUGCUCUUCCGCUACUCAUCAAAGGACUCCAAUAUGUCUACCGUUCAGCUACCCCUGGCUCUCGUUGCUCUGCGUGACAUGGGCUACAAGAUGCGGCAGGGCGACACGUCCCACCACGACAGUGUGGAGGACUCACUGGUUCCCGUCCGACUGGUUCAGAAGGCUGUUGCCUCUGACGCUCUCCUCCCCACGCCCAUCCAGCCGCUCUCCGCCAUUGUAAGUCCCACCCACCUGUGUCAAUCACACCACGAGAGUGUGGAAGACUCCUUGAUUCCCGUUCGGCUGGUCCAGACGGCCGUCGGCACUUCUGCACUGCUCCCCACGCCCAUCCAGCCGCUCUCCGCCAUUGUCAAGUCCCAACCACCACCUCACACUCUAUCAAUGCAUAUCGAACAUAAGCCUGAGAGAGGCCCAACCGCUGUGCUAUCCGAUUUCCCACCCGGGCACGGCUGUGCUAUCGAUCGAGUCCUAUCAGCCUUCCAAGUGAGGUGUUUGCCUGGCUCACUCGUUUCACUCCACUCCCCCUCACUCCCAACCGCUCCAUCUCACUCCUCUUGCCACACUCGUUUCACUCCACUCCCCCCUCACUCCCACUCACUUCACCUCGCUCCUCUUGCCUCACUCGUUUCACUCCAUUUUCCUUCCCUCACCCUCUCUCCUCCAACUCACUCCAUCUCACUCCUCUUGGCUCUCUCCUUUCACUCCCCUCCCUCUCACCCACUCCCCUCCCUACUCCACCCUCUCUCGCUGCUAGGUUGGCAAGUAGUUGAUGCGGGAGCUGACCAUUGCCACUCCACUCCAUCUCACCGCCUCUCACCCCUUCCCACCCGUUCUCACCCAUUCUCACUCCCUCUCAAUCCUCUCACUCGUUGCACUUCACCCUCUCUCCCUGCUAGCCUGCCACGUGGCACUACUCCAGAGAUGAUCCUUGCCUUGCUGGCGCAUUACGAGAGGAGGAGGAUGGAAGCGAAGAGAGGGGAGGAGGAAGAGAAGGGGACAAGCGAGGGGCAGGAGGGGCCGGAGGAGGGGGAAGGGAAGGGAAAGAAGGGGAAGAUGGUUAAGAAGGGGAAAAAGGGGGAGAGAGAGGGGGAGGGGAAGAAAAAAGGGGACGAGGAAGGGGAGAAAGAAAAGGAGAAUGAGGAGGAGGAUGAGACAAGAAUCUGGGUUCCGGGGCAGCAGAAGGAUGAGGAUGACAUGAUGCCAUGGGUUACGAAACCUCGACCCAGCGGCAGAGGUGAUGGUUGCUUCGCUCGUGUGCACUACCCCUUCCCUUCGUCCGCUCUCGCUCUCUUCCACUCUCUUCCAGGGGAGAUUGAAGCGGACCCCUGGGGGCGGUGGAAGAAGAAGGUUCCAGUACCAGAGCACCUGCAGAAGCACAUCUAUUAUAUCGAUUACCCCAGAGGUGCAGGCGGUAACAGCGGUAACCCUGUCUACCGGCCUGCGACAGAGGUGGUGGUGGCGUGUGGCGGCGAUGGUAACCGCAUGAUCCACGGGGUUGGGGCGAAGAUGCUCAGAGCCAUGGGGGAUCAACUGACGCUUGUGUGUGAGGAUGCUGAUGAUGUGUGGGAUGUGUUAGUAGGGAGGGAAGAGAAGGAUGGGGAGGAGGAGGAGGAGGAGGAGGAGGAGGAGGAGGAGGAGGAGGAGGAGGAGGAGGAGGAGGAGGAGGAGGAGGAGGAGGAGGAGGAGGAGGAGGAGGAGGUGAGGCAGCUGGAGGCAGGGCAGGAGGAGAAGCUGUUGGAGCAGACGCGGGUGAGAGAUGAGAUCAUGGCGAAGGCAAGAGCGGACAUGAAGGCCAAGUGGAAGCAGAUGCUUGCUAUGGAUGAGACCGACGAGCGCUUAGUUGAGAGUCUUUUAAGAAGUUAUUAUGAUGCGGUGGCUGCAGUGGAGAGGGCAAGAGGGGAGGGUGGGGGAGGGAAGGAAGGGGAAGGGGAGGUGGAGGUGGAGACGGAGGGGGUGGGGGAGGGGGAGGAGGAGGAGGAGGAGGAGGAGGAGGAGGAGGAGGAGGAGGAGGAGGAGGAGGAGGAGGAGGAGGAGGAAGAGGAGGAGGAAGAGGAGGAAGAGGAAGAAGAGGAGGAAGAGGAGGAAGAGGAAGAAGAGGAGGAGGAAGAGGAGGACGAAGAGGAGGAAGAAGAGGAAGACGAGGAGGGUGAGGAGCAGGAGGAAGGGGAGGAAGAGGAGGAAUAA